Molecule: messenger RNA, 750 nt
Organism: Hypomesus transpacificus
Lineage: Eukaryota; Metazoa; Chordata; Actinopteri; Osmeriformes; Osmeridae
Gene: il20
Product: interleukin 19 like
Exons: 6
Coding region: 46-597 (183 amino acids)
Source: RefSeq, a predicted model, not a curated record
GUCCAAGACAGAGAACAUACUGCAAAAAACAUACUCAAGGUUGUCAUGGUGAUGAAGGUGUUGUCAGAGUCCUCCUGCUCCCGGCUCCUCCUUGUGUUGUUCUGUCUGACAGGAUGUGCCAUGGGCCUCAGGAUACACCUAGGCAGCUGCACUGUCAGUGCACACACACACGAACUACGCAAACACUACUCUGAGAUACGGGCAAGCGUGAUUGCAGAAGACAGUAACAUGGACAUGAGAUUACUGAGAGGAGCAGUGAUGAAGAAUAUGCAGGAGGGGGAGACAUGCUGUUUCCUGAGUCUGCUGCUGCGCUUCUACGUGGAGAGAGUGUUCACCAGCCACGCCUCCUCUCAUCCCCAGGACCGCAGUACCAUCAGUGCACUCGCCAACGCCUUCAUCACCAUUAAGAGAGACCUCAAACUGUGUCACUGCCACUGUGGAGAGAAUACCAGAGGCAGGCUGGACUCCCUACAUACUGACUUUGGGAAGCUGGGAGUGCAGCAGGCAGCACUGAAGGCUGUGGGCGAGCUGGACUCUGUCCUGGAGUGGCUGGAGGGUCUUGGUCCUCAUACACACACACACCCUUCAUCGCCAUGACACAGAGAGAUAGAUCAGGCCUGAGAAUGGACUUAGCGAAAGAAUAUAUUAUCAAUUAUUAACAUUUUAUUUAUUUAAUUUGAUAUUUAUUGUUCUCUGAACAUUUAAUGUAUGUACAAUGUCUUCUGUGGAAAAACAUAGGGACAUUUAAAG